AGCGAAACAUAUGUAACAUCCGAAGACCCGCCGAAACCGUGUCUUCUCGACGCCGUCGUUGAACUCUUUCCUCUCCUAUUCGUCCGGCGUCGGGAAUCUCGGACGAAUUCGGAAGUCAUAACCUUCGUUAAUCCCGCCUCUGAAACAAAUGACUAUGUCCGGCGGCGGUGGCCGAGACUCCGAAUCAGCUAUAGAUAACGAAUUAGAGUAUCUCCGUAAUCGCGUCAAGGAGUUAGAGGCGGAGAAUGCCAAAUUGCUAUCACAGGUUUCAAGCUGCCAAUGCCAACAGAUGGAAGUGCCUGUGUUAGAUUCUGGGAAUUUUGUUAGAAGAAGCAGGAGAGGUAGAAAACGAGUUGAUAAAAGCAUACCGAUCCAUCUUAUCUCAAAGAGAUAUGUUGCUCUCAAAAUCAUGUAUUUUGGCAAGAGAUUCUAUGGCUUUUCUGCCGAAGCACAGAUGGAACCAAGUAUUGAGUCAGAAAUUUUCAAAGCACUAGAAAGGACACGGCUUUUAGUUGGUGACAUUAAGGAGUCUAAUUACUCCAGGUGCGGGAGAACAGAUAAAGGUGUUUCAUCAACAGGUCAGGUGAUUGCUUUGUUUGUAAGGUCCAGACUGAAGACACCUUCUAUAGUCUCUGAAAUUAAUGCAAGACCAGAAUAUGAUUAUGUAAGAGUGUUGAAUCGUGCUCUCCCUGAUGACAUCCGAGUUUUGGGAUGGUCUCCCGUUCCCGAUGACUUUCAUGCAAGGUUUAGUUGCUCGGCUAGAGAAUACAAAUAUUUCUUCUGGAGACAAAACCUAAAUCUUUCGGCCAUGGACAUUGCUGGCAAGAAGUUCAUUGGAGAGCAUGAUUUCAGGAACUUUUGCAAGAUGGACGUAGCAAAUGUGCAUUGCUAUACACGACGUGUUACUUUCUUUGAAGUCUCUCCUUGUCAAAAUAGUCACGAGGGUGAUCAGCUUUGCACAUUUACAAUGAGAGGCAGUGCUUUCCUUUGGCACCAGGUUCGCGCCAUGGUUGCUGUGCUAUUCAUGAUUGGACAGGGCGUCGAAUCGGUUGAUGUGAUAGAUACAUUGUUGGACACCAAGAAAACGCCAAAAAAGCCUCAAUACCUCUUGGCCUCGGAGAUCCCCUUAGUCCUCCGUACAUGCGAAUUCGAAAAUGUGAACUUCAUUUGUUCUUCAGGUGCUUUAGAGUCAUUGAGGUCUCAUUUCAAGAAAGAGUCGCUGACGUACCAACUAGAGUCCGUGAUUUUCCAGGAGGCUCUCCGGAACUGUUUACCUAUAGGCAAUGAUGAAAUCUCAUGUAAUAUUGAUGAAAAGAAGAAGAAAGCAGCAAUACACGUUCCUCUAUUAUCUCGACCAACUGAGCCUUCGUAUGAAGAACGAUCUGCGAAAUUGAAACCCAGACAAGAAGAAACAUGUCCUGUUUAGUGUAAUCGACCAAAGCGGGAUCAUCUCGGCGACCAUCAAAGAAAAGAAAGGCUUCUCAAUUUGUUUGUUGUAGCAGUUGAUUGGGGAUUUAUGAUUUGAUGAUAUAAAUUUUGAUUUCAUUAUAAGAUGAUUCGAGUCUAUUCAAGAUUUUAUGUAGAUUCAUAUUGGGUUCAAACUUUUGUUUUUUUUUCUUUUAACAGUUUGCAUAUGAAUACAGUUUCUAUAUUAUUAUUUUAAAAUUGUGAGCAAGGCAGACACUAAAAAUCUUAUGCC
Messenger RNA from Brassica oleracea var. oleracea, 1699 nucleotides. RefSeq names its product tRNA pseudouridine(38/39) synthase. The coding region runs from base 149 to 1426 and encodes 425 amino acids. The record is from RefSeq and is a predicted model, not a curated record. Gene Ontology annotation, biological process: tRNA pseudouridine synthesis; mRNA pseudouridine synthesis. Gene Ontology annotation, cellular component: nucleus; cytoplasm. The transcript is spliced from 14 exons. NCBI's taxonomy places the organism in Eukaryota, Viridiplantae, Streptophyta, Magnoliopsida, Brassicales, Brassicaceae. Gene Ontology annotation, molecular function: RNA binding; pseudouridine synthase activity.